Molecule: messenger RNA, 480 nt
Organism: Drosophila santomea
Lineage: Eukaryota; Metazoa; Arthropoda; Insecta; Diptera; Drosophilidae
Exons: 2
Coding region: 70-465 (131 amino acids)
Source: RefSeq, a predicted model, not a curated record
CUGAAGAAUGCAAUGUGAAAACUAUACCCUUUCUCUGCUUGUCAAAAUUUGUAUUGAUAUUUAGGCCCAAUGGAAAUACAUUUGCUAUUACGGUGGAUCUUCGGCUGCCUCGUAAUUGUUCAAGGAUUGGCUGUUGCUCCAGCGGAGCCCUUGCCCGCUCCCCAUCAGGAAUCCCUGGCUUCCGAGCCAGAUUUGCUGGCGAGUUGGCAUGGAGAGCCGCUGGAGCAGCAGAGCAUCGUAGUGCGAUCCAGGCGGGAAUUCGAUGACAAUGGCGAGGAAAUAGUGUUCAAGGGCUCCCUUAGCGACACCAAGGAUCAAGAUUGCGGUGGUCUCCGUUACGGACCAACAACCCAGGGAGGGCAAGCCCAGUUGACCGCCAGUUGGCUUGUUGGCAUCCCGAUCAGCCUGAUUCUUAGCCGCCUUGUAGGAGUUGUGAAUGAGAUAUAUCAGCUAAAAACUUACUAGUUUUCCUCCUUUCGG